UAUGCGUUGCGGAGACGAUCUUCUUCGCGGCGCACCGCUCUGUCUCCUGAAUCCGGGAGUCUUUGAAAGCAGCCAUGGCGUCGGGCCCGAUCGGUGGUCUUGUUUUUGUGUUCGCUUUGUCCGUGGCCCUGGCCCCGCGUGUAUCUGCAGGGGAUAGGGACUGCAAGGCCUAUCAUGACAAUCCAUUCCAAAGAUGCACAGGAGGAUUUUGCUGUGGUUCUUGCCUGAACAGAUACUGCUGUACGAACAGUUUCUCACGGUUUACUGAGGAUGCACAAGAAGACUGUGAUUUUCUCUUUAGCUCUUAUUCCUCCCCAAUGCCCAUGGUCCUUGGUAUCGUAAGCGUAAUCAUCGUUUUCCUCAUCUUCAUCUGCUGCUGUGUCUGUCCCUGCUGCUGCCUGUACAAGAUGUGCCGCAAGCCAAGACCUGUGAUAGCCACCAGCAACCACACCACAGUGAUCACCACGGCAGCUCAGCAGUACCCGCGGCAGUCGACCGCAACACCCGGGCAGCCGCAGUCCUACCAGGGGGCCCAGUAUCCAGUCUACCAACCCCCGCAAGUGCAGCCGGGCUACGGGGCCCAGCCAGUGCCCCACGGCUACGGGGCCCAGCCAGUGCCCCAGGGCUACGGGGGCCAGCCGAUGCCCCAGGCCUACGGGGGCCAGCCGAUGCCCCAGGCCUACGGGGGUCAGCCCAUGCCCCAGGGCUACGGGGGUCAACCCAUGGCAACAUCCCCCUACCCUGCACAAGCAAUGGUAGCAGGACCGCCACCAACAUAUCAGGAAGCCACCGGUCCCGGCUUCCCUCCCAACCCGAUGCCCUACAGCCAGGCCGCGUUCAGCCCCGGCCAGCCGGCGUACCCUCUGCAGCCCCCUGUCCAGCCGCAGCCCCAAGGUCCAACCUCGCACAAGGACUACCUGGCCCAGCCAGCGUACAACCCGGACUUUACUGGAUAAGGAGCCACACAGCAGCCACACUCUUUGGCCACUCUGAACAUGCCGCAACAUUUUUUCGGAAAAAAACAAAACAAAAAUUGGCCGAAUGAGUUUCGGAGAUGCGAGACACCCCAGAGCCGCCUCGACUCCAAAGUUACUGGUGGUUAAAUAUAGAAAUGUUAUGACACGUUGAUAAAUGUUGUAGUGUCUCUGUUGUGUCGGGGAGAUUGCUGAGUCAAAGUGUUGAUACUUCUCUGAACGCAUCGCAUCGACUUAGUGGUGAGAUUGUUUUCUAUAUAUAUAUAUAUUUCUUAGUGUCUCCAUCUUGGUAAAUUACACAUAGAACCACUGAGUCUGAUUCUAAAAAAAAAGCAGAUGAAGUGCUUUGACAUUUUGCAGCCUUCUUAACAUGCCUCGACAUCUCCCUCCUGGUCCCCGUCGACGCUGUGCCACGGCCGAACAUUCCUGACCCGUUCAGUUAUUCCUCCCGAGCGAUUGCAGUCAAGUCUCCUGAGGUAAACCUUCGGAGCAGAUCGUAAGUCCCGCCGACUACAACCACCGUUAUUUCUGCCAGCUUAUUUCAAAAUGAGGGCGCUGUUACUUGGAAACAAAUCGAAUCCAAACGGUGUGAUGGGUCUUGCUAGAAAGGGGCUUCUUUGAUACUUCUGCAAAAGGGAAAUGUCAAUUCAAUGGGGAAAAGCCUUCGCUCACAGGCACAGGGGGCUGAUUUUUUGUGGGGUUUUCACAUAUGCAAGGGCAAGUUAAUUCUCAGAUAAAUGUCUAAUUUUUCUUUGUUGCUUGUUUUCAUUAAUUGCAACUGAAAUGCAUCGGCAGCUUUGAAUGAAAACCCCCAAUUCUUUUUGUAUUUUCUUUUUUUGUUCAAUCAAUCAACCAACCAAACAAAAAAAAAAAGGAAAAAAAGUACAAUGUUACAAAAUGCAAGAUACAAUUGUGCCUUCUCAGCCACAUCAUUUCUUUUAUCCAACAAAAAAAUGUUAUACACAACAGCACGAGAUCUUAUUUGCUGGUUACUCGUGCACAUUUGAGUUCAGAGUGUUGUGUUACUUGUACUUGAAUGUCAUUUUACACAUUUUUAAACUUCAUAUUUUGAAUUCUUAAGCAUUCUACCAUUUGUCUUGUGAUGCCCUUUUUCUUUCUGGAAAUUGUCAUCAGCAUUGCCUUAAUUCGACUGCAUCAGCACGGCGGUUACUUUUAUAAUCUAGAAACUAAACUAAGGCGCCUCGCUCUGCUUUGUCACUUCUGCUUUCUGCGGACUGCAAUGACUUUUGCUAAAGUGGCCUUUACAGCUUCUGAUCCCGUUGAGCUCUCAGACGUACAGUCACCGCUCAGAUGACGACCUUUCUAGCCACCCUGCUCUCCAAGCUUCCUCUUGUUCCACUCUGUCAGAGAACACCGUACCCGAUGUAAUCCAUUGUUGCGUUUUAUUACAUGCGAGUAUCACCGGUUUACGAAUGCCGCUGGGUCACAUCCAUGCUGGGGGGCUUAUUUCAGUGUGUCAGCUGACGUGAGACAUGCCGGAUAAUGAAAGGGGUCAGAUGUCCUUGCGUGUCUUUUUUGUCAGUGUAAUUUUUGUAGGAUUGCCCUUUUGUGUGUGAAGUCUGUCCUUAUAAAUGUAUUUUUCCUGUUAUUUCUGUCCUUCAGCCAGUGUUAUUUCUUCAGGACAAUUGUAUUUGGAGUGUUUCUUAUUGUUAUUUGUGUGUGGAUUAUAGCCAUUUCCUUUAUGAAAGACACCACAGAUUUAAUUCUUGUUUUUUUUUUUUUUU
This is a messenger RNA of Pungitius pungitius (ninespine stickleback), 2719 nucleotides long. RefSeq names its product protein shisa-5-like. NCBI's taxonomy places the organism in Eukaryota, Metazoa, Chordata, Actinopteri, Perciformes, Gasterosteidae. The transcript has 5 exons. Bases 75 to 956 code for a protein of 293 amino acids. The record is from RefSeq and is a predicted model, not a curated record.